This is a messenger RNA of Neopsephotus bourkii (Bourke's parrot), 4627 nucleotides long. RefSeq names its product copine 8 (gene CPNE8). Gene Ontology annotation, cellular component: plasma membrane. Gene Ontology annotation, molecular function: calcium-dependent phospholipid binding. Gene Ontology annotation, biological process: cellular response to calcium ion. NCBI's taxonomy places the organism in Eukaryota, Metazoa, Chordata, Aves, Psittaciformes, Psittacidae. The record is from RefSeq and is a predicted model, not a curated record. The transcript is spliced from 14 exons. Bases 42 to 1079 code for a protein of 345 amino acids.
CCUCCUCCCCUCCCGUCCCCGCCUGCCUCCAGCCUUGCCCCAUGUUCGUGCUGGAGAAGCCGGCGGGGCAGCCGGCGACGAGUAGAAGUGGUGGGUUUCCGAACAUGGCGUCCGUGGGGGAUUUUAACGUGCUCAGCUCCAGCAUCCCGGCCACCAAGGUGGAGCUCUCCGUGUCCUGCAGAAAUCUUUUGGACAGAGAUACGUUUUCUAAAUCUGAUCCAAUCUGUGUUUUGUACACACAAGCCAUUGGAAACAAAGAAUGGAGAGAGUUUGGAAGAACAGAAGUAAUCGAUAAUACUUUAAAUCCAGAUUUUGUUAGAAAAUUUAUAAUGGACUACUUCUUUGAAGAAAGAGAGAAUCUGCGAUUUGAUUUCUAUGAUGUUGACUCAAAGAGCCCGAACCUAUCAAAACAUGAUUUUUUGGGACAGAUGUUUUGUACACUGGGAGAAAUAGUUGGAUCACAGGGGAGCAGAUUGGAAAAACCAAUUGUAGGAAUUCCUGGGAAGAAAUGUGGGACAGUCAUAGUAACAGCAGAGGAACUAGGCUGUUGCCGAGAUUCAGUUUUAAUGCAGUUUUGUGCGAACAAACUAGACAAGAAGGACUUUUUUGGCAAAUCUGAUCCUUUCCUCGUAUUUCAUCGAAGCAACGAAGAUGGCAGUUUUACAAUCUGCCACAAAACUGAAGUCAUAAAAAAUACAUUAAAUCCAGUGUGGCAGGCGUUCAAGAUUUCUGUCAGAGCACUCUGUAAUGGAGACUAUGACCGGACAAUUAAAGUAGAAGUGUAUGAUUGGGAUAGAGACGGAAGCCAUGAUUUCAUCGGAGAAUUCACAACAAGUUACAGAGAGUUGUCGAGGGGACAAUCUCAGUUCAAUGUGUAUGAGGUAAUAAAUCCAAAGAAAAAGGGAAAAAAGAAAAAGUAUGUUAAUUCUGGAACAGUAACAUUGCUUUCCUUCCUAAUUGAAACAGAAGUUUCAUUCCUUGACUAUAUUAAAGGCGGUGGCAAUCCUAUGUUCCUGUUGUGGACUUUAACAGAAGCAGAAAAUGGCCAUCCAUCCGUGUUUACCGGAAGUUUGUACUGAAUGAAGUAUAUGUAUGCACAAAUGCACAAAGAAACAGUUUUUACCUCUAGUGUUUUGUGAAGCAUGUUGUACAUAUUUGCCACAACCAUCUUAUCCCCAUUCAUUCAAUAUUCAUCUCUACAAGAAGAGUGUGUGUAAGGAUCUGAAGAAUUGUUUUAUAUCUAAAUUUGGAAAGAAAAAUAUAUGGUGGAUGCAUUUGUAAUCUUUUCAGAGUGGUUUAACACAUUUCUCACUGAGAUGUUACAAUACAAGUUAAUAAACCUAAUUACAUUCUGUAGACAAAUAAUAGAAAUUUUGAUUACAAAUAAUACUUUGUUGUUCUUACUGAUAUUUUUGUGUAUAUCUCUGUAACUGCAAGUCAAAGAAGACCUAUGGUGAUAAUUACAGUUUAAGAUUUUUUCUGCUCUUUUAUAUAGAGUAUAAUUCAGCAGAAUGCUCUGUGCUUAAAAGUGUGAGCAGAGCAUUAAUACUUCUUGUUUAAUUGUUUCAUAUAGAAUCCUGUUUAGCGAUUCAUACCGUUAUUUGUGUGUACAUGCCAGUGAAAACUGUAGAAGUACUUGUAUAAAAUGUUACCUUUCUGCAACAUAUACAGUUUUAUAAACAUGACCAGGAGGCUGAGACUCAGACUCAUUCUCUUGGCUUCUCUCUCCCUUCAUUUAUCUCAUUUAAUACUACUACAUAUCAGUUGCAGUCCGGUUGGCAGAUUAUGAGGGAAGGGGGAAGAGAAGAUUUCAUCAUUAAUCAGUCUGUUUUCCCAUCAUGUCCUCCAAAAUUGUUUUUUUUAAUUCCCUGGUUUUCUUCCAUUUAGUUAGGCAAGGGUAAGAAAACACUGAUUCUGCAAUAGGCACAAUAUUGAAUCUUUGGUAAAUGGAUGCUUAUGAAAUACUUGAUGUUCAGAACUUUCAUUGUAAUUGAUUUGAGGUGUCUAGAAGUAAUAUUGAUUUAAUGGAAAUCUUAACAGCUUUAACUGCAAUAAAUUGGGAUUACAGUCUUAAUUUCAUUUUUGGUUUGAGUCUGCAUCUGUUUAAUUGGGAUAUUCCAUUAUCAGUAUCAUCAAUAUGACUUGGUUGUGGUUUUUUUUUAAAGGUCUGAAGAAUUAAAUAGAAGUUUGUCCAUAAAUUCUAAUUCCAUUUUACUACACAACACUGGAUUUUAUAGCAGUGUAACAGGAAAGAGGUGGAUGUCUCUUUUGCAUCCACCUACUUCUUAAGAAUCUUACAUCUUACUAGCUGGCGUUUGCUUACAUCUUGAUACUUUAUCCUGUAUUUUGCCAUACUGACCUUCCCACAUUUAAAAUAGGUACAGUGUGCUAAGAAUUGAUGUAUAUUUCAAAAUCUGUUUUCUCCUGCCACUUAGCAGUGAAAAACAUAUCCCUAUCAAAAUACCUCCAAAUGUAUGGAUAAGCUCCGGAAUGCAAGGUAUAAGGCCGUGAACAGGAGAGCAAUUGAAAUUAUCCUGGUUUACAGGAAUGACUGUCAAACCGUUAGUUCGUAGUCUGCUUGGUUUUGUUUGGAAGAGAAACCAGGAGGCAAAAAGUUGCAAGAUUCAGGACAGAAAGGAUAUUUCUGUGCAGAAGUUCCUAGACUCUUUGACUUAGAAUAGGGCGUGUACUACCAAGUUACUCUAGGCAUCUAAAUCAGUGACAUUCAAUAAGCUGAAUCUUUGUGCAACUCAAAAAUAUUGUCAUCUCCUAUGUCCCAGAUUAGUGGAAGAUAGGAAGAAAUGUUUUUCUCCUGUCCUGUUAAAAGCCUUUCCUUCAUCCAGGUUUUUGGAAAUGAACACUCACACAUUGUUUAGGUUCUGAGGGCUUUCGACAUACAUUUUUAACGUAACUGUAUUUAAUCAUUAAUGGUCAAAUGGAAAUCUAGAACUCUUUUCAUGACAGCUAUUUCCAUCCAACCACUACACCAUAUAGUGUAGUGGCAUGCAUAUUUGAUGUUCAGAGCAGACCUGCUGUGAGAUAAACUUAUGAAGCAAUGGCUGUCCUAACUACACAUUUUGGAGGCUUUACAUAUAUUUCUUGUAUCCUUGGAGAAUAAUAAGGAGUAAUAAGACUAUACAAGAGCAAGGUCUUGUAGAGGCUUUGUCAGAAGUAUGUUCUCUAAGUUGAUACAGCAUUUGGCCAAACAGGAAUCUGCAAAGGGGAAAUUAUAACUGUCACUGGGGACUUAAAUACCAUGCAGAGGAUGCAGCCUGUUGGUAGUGUUACUUACUCCAUUAGCUCCACUGUAGAGUUCUGCGCAGUAAGUGAUCCUCAAACCUUCAACAGCUCCCCCCGCUAACAGACCAGCUGGUUGUCACUCUGAAGCCACAGGAGGAAAUAUGUAUUUCCUUCCAAUGUACUGUUUAAAAAACCCUAAUUGUUACAAAUGUUAUCAAGACUAAUCAAAUGCCACAUCCAGACUUGUUUGUUCCCUUAUGUAUAUCAGUGAUGACAGAGCUCUUAUUAAAAGACAGUAAGUUUUGACUUGCUUUCCUAAAGAAACAAACAAAAUGGCUACUCUGUCACUGUGAGGUGAAAAUUACUGUUUCUUUUAGGAUACUUUCUCCAUUUUUCAUGGUAGUAUAGAGUAAAAUCACCUGUACAGGUAGCAAAUACGCCAUGUCUUUCUAUACCAGCUAAAUACUGGCAGAGCAGUAGUGAUCUGUCCAGCUCUGAAUCCGUAAGAGACAUUGCUCUGCUUGGAUAUUUUACUGUAGUUCUCCCUUGAGAUGGGACAUGAAGCAUCUCAGCCUGCCUAGCCAGGUGUCAGUGUUUUAGCAGCUUUUCUGCAAAGCCUCAUGACCUUGCAGCAUCACUCGUAGCAGGUGUCAUGAGCUUUUAGUAUAGCUCCUUGGAGAACAACACAGCUGGAAAAGCAAGGACAUGGCCUUAGACAAAGAAUUGUCUUUAUCAGAAACAGAAGUUGUGUUCUUUUGAUGUAUUUUAAAAUUUGCGUCAUUAAAUCAGGCACCUAAAUUUGUGUCACGGACUCCAAUUUUAUCAGCUUUUUAAAAUUUUGAAUGUUUUUAUUCUGAAUUAAGGAAUUUUGAGCUAAUGUCCCUUAUACAAAAUACAUUAAUCAAGACUACUAUUUAAAAAUAGGUACUUGUUGAUGAAGGCUAAUAGGUUAAUAAUAACAGUAACUUAAAAAUAUGUAGUUGAUGCAACUUAAGAAUUAGUGUAUUAAAAAGAAAUAAAACAUGCAGGAGAAAUAAAAGCAGGACAGUGGACUUUCAGCUGUAUUCAUUACAUUUAAUUUGGUUCUAGAAUAAUGUGUGUUACCAUGAAAACACUUCUUGAAAUGUCAUCCAGAUUAAUUUUCCAGCCAUCCCAUUUGGCUUCCAACGUAGUUAUAUCUGAUGUUUUCAUGGCACACAGCUUUUAAAUUAGCCUUUCUGGCUUAAAUUUUAGUUAUGACUGGUUAAUUGUUUCAGUCUUGGUGAAAUGGUAAAGAAAUAAAUAGCUUUUCUUAAUCUUUAAUACAAAAAUCAUUCACAAUAUUACAGCUGCUUUUGAAAAUAUUUUUGUAAUGGUGUUAAUUUGAAGUUAAAUUGUUUGAAAGACC